CCCGACUCACUCAUACAUCCCGUAUCAGCCAUUGUUUGCAGGCAUUGACUGUGCAUACACUCAAUAAUGGCGUCAAAACGCGCUUUGCGGGCCCUUCAAUCGGCCAUUCCAGCCUCACAGCCCUUCACACGAACAGCAGCUGUCCAAUGCCGAUAUCAGUCCAGCUCGACCAGCGCCCUAGCGUACAAGGCACUCCACCGCCGGAUCGCACCUUUACCUACCACACAGUCGGCCGUAUCCUCGAUCUCGCCCGCCGCAGCUGUGAGCUCCAUCCUCUACGAAACCCCCAUCCCCGACAAGACACCGCCGAAACGACAUGUCCUCAACUGUUUGGUUCAGAAUGAGCCUGGUGUGCUUUCGCGCGUCUCUGGUAUUCUUGCAGCAAGAGGGUUCAACAUUGACUCACUCGUAGUCUGUUCUACGGAGGUCGCUGAUCUUUCGCGCAUGACCAUUGUGCUCCAAGGACAGGACGGUGUUGUUGAGCAAGCUAGGAGACAACUGGAGGAUCUUGUUCCAGUCUGGGCUGUACUAGACUAUACCGCAGCACCCCUCGUGCAGCGUGAACUGCUCCUCGCCAAGAUUAGUAUUCUUGGGCCGGAGUAUUUCGAAGAGCUACUCGCACACCACAGAGAAAUGGCAGGGGACGCCGACCCACCUAUGAUCCCAUACGAGGCAGGGACUGGUGCAGAUGGCCAGCCUGAGCCACUUGAUGGCGAUGUAGAAAAUGUGAUAGACCCAGGUUUCCACCCACGCAAUCUCGCACCCUCAGAAGCUCUGCGACUCAAGCACCAGCACUUGGAGACUAUCACAUACCUCACACAUCAAUUCGGCGGCAAAGUGCUGGACAUCUCGACGAACAACUGCAUUGUCGAGCUCUCUGCCAAGCCUACCAGGAUCGACUCGUUCAUGAAGCUUAUCUCGCCUUUCGGUAUCCUUGAGUCGGCACGAACAGGUCUGAUGGCACUCCCAAGAUCUCCACUUGACGGAGCUGAAGCAGCAGAGACCAAGGAGGUAGAAGAGGUCAUGGACGCGGCCUCGCUGCCCCCAUCAUAGUCUGCUGGUUGGAAGCGUGACUAUCCGCCCUCCAAGAUUUCUGGUGUUUCGGCCCUGCGCUUUUUGGUCGAAAGCUGUCUUUCGAUGUAUUGUUCUAGCAUAGCUCGGCGCCUGAUGGCGUCUCAGGAUCUGUAUCACAGGAAGCUCUCGCGAGCGUCAUAUGGGAUCGGUCGGUGCGGUGGAUUGAAUAAUGCAUUUUUCGGCUUUUUGAC
Molecule: messenger RNA, 1265 nt
Organism: Pseudocercospora fijiensis CIRAD86
Lineage: Eukaryota; Fungi; Ascomycota; Dothideomycetes; Mycosphaerellales; Mycosphaerellaceae
Exons: 2
Coding region: 67-1053 (328 amino acids)
Biological process (GO): branched-chain amino acid biosynthetic process
Cellular component (GO): mitochondrial nucleoid; acetolactate synthase complex
Molecular function (GO): acetolactate synthase regulator activity
Source: RefSeq, a predicted model, not a curated record